Molecule: messenger RNA, 3036 nt
Organism: Xenopus tropicalis (tropical clawed frog)
Lineage: Eukaryota; Metazoa; Chordata; Amphibia; Anura; Pipidae
Gene: ccdc50
Product: coiled-coil domain containing 50
Exons: 11
Coding region: 311-1213 (300 amino acids)
Source: RefSeq, a predicted model, not a curated record
UUGGCUAUGAAGGUGUUAAAUAUCCUGCUGCCCCUUGCGUCGGCUUUAUGCAUAGCAGCAUGAGCUCAUGCGAUUGUUUAGCAGGCCCAGCCCUUAAUGCUUUUUGUCCUACCUUUCUUACCAUACAAGCCUGGGGAGGCUUCCCUCACUGCUGGAAGCACAGAGUCGUUUCGUAAGAAAGCUUCUGCUGAGGGGAAACAGCCAGGCUAAUCUCAGGGAAACCGUGGCCAGUGACUAGUUUACAUGUAGCCAAAGCGCACUCCCUGCUCCAGGGAAGCCUCAGCCCAAACAGCUGGAAACACUAUACUGAAUGACUGCGAGAGAGCACAUUCCAAACAUGAGCGAAAUCAGCAUUGAUCAGUCUAAGCUACCGGGAGUCAAGGAAGUUUGCAGAGAUUUUGCAGUGCUGGAGGAUCAUAGUCUUGCGCACAACCUUCAGGAACAGGAGAUUGAGCAUCACCUGGCAACGAAUAUACAGAGAAAUCGUUUGGUAAAGACUGACUUACAAGUGGCCAAGCAACUACAAGAACAAGAAGAUCUCCGAGCACAAACCCGGAUAAAAAAUCGUCACAGUGAGCUGGAAGUUUUAGACUCUGAAAUAGCUCAGGAAAUUCAAGAUAGAUUGGUAAUUGAAGCAGAACGCAGGCGCCAGCAAGAGGAGAAAGAUGAGGAUAUUGCUCGACUAUUACAAGAGAGAGAGGAAAGGAGAAGAAAGAAGCACUACCAAGAAGACAAAGAAGGUUUUCGGUCAAAGGGGGCGCGAGAUGCACCUGUAUCUAAACAUACAUCAGGGUUAAGAAAUCAAGAGGAACAUGAUGCACACCUUGCCCGAAGGCUUCAGGAAAAAGAAUUUAGGGUAAACAUUAAGGAUAAACGAGCAGCUCAGAUGGCUCAGGAUGAGGAAAUUGCCCGCUACCUUAUGGACAAGGAAGAAAAAGCAUAUAAGAAGUCAAAAGGACGUGAAAAAAUGACAGAUGGGAAACGACCAGAAGAAUUGGAGGCAUCUGAUCAUGUCAGGCAAAGGACAAGAGAAGGUCAUGACCAUCAUCAUCGCUCUAGAAGUGAUAAACCAUACAGGCCCCUUCCUCCACCUCCAGAUACCGCUGAAGAUGAUGAUUAUGAUGACGAUUACACCAACAUAAACCCGCACAACUCCCCAAAGUCUAGUUCUAAGUCACAGUCUUCUCUCAAAGGCUCAUACUACAGGCCGUGAAAAAUCAGCUCCUGCAGCAUGUGAUGCUCAGAAUCAUAAGCGGUUUUUGAAAUUCACAGUACAUACUGUGUUCUAUGACUUGGUUGCAAAAUUAAAGAACCUUCAUUUUUCUUCUGUCAGUCUUCAAUAAGGAAAUCUCUCUUUAUAUGCCACAAAUAGUGCAAGCCCUACGUGUGCAGUUUUCCACAUCAGUUUUGCACAAACAUUUCCCCCCAAGUAUUCUGUGUUGAAAAAUCCUUAACGUGUGUUAUUUAGAUUGUAGUUAUUCUGAGAGUCCAAGGAAUACUUGGUUUUGAUAAGAACUUAUGGGGAGUAUACAGCAGAUGGCAAAUGUAUUACAGAUUAUAUAUUCAUUUUCUCGUAAAGGCUUGGAGAGGCCAUUCAGGUUCAUAUAAGACAGGUAUACCACAGUGUUUCUUCAAUAGGUUUCAUCCUGUUUGUUUAUUUAUUUUAAAGAUAUCAUUGGCAUAUGCUAGUCAGCUCCCAUGAACCAGGGCAGAGUCACCUUUUCAGGUGUAAAGCACAAGAAAUACCACUUUUAGUAGUCGCGCUCUCUUUAGGUAAAACCAGAAUAUUUUAUAUCUAUUGCCUAAUCACACCUUGCCCUAAUAGUAGGGGAAUAUGUUUUAUGUGUAUGCAUGUAUCGAAUAAGCUGUUGGCUCACAUGCUUAAAAACUUGCCAGAAAAUGCUUGAGUGUGGGUUUUGAGGACUUCCUAGUGCGCAAAAUGUGGAUGCCUGAGACUGCUAAUCCAGUCAAGGGAGUCCAUUCAUAUCUCCUCAGGAACCGACUGUGCAUACCACUGGGUGAAAACUGAGUAGUGUUUCGUGUUGUUGUUCAGUUCCUCAGAGAGUAACCCAUGUGUUACCAGUGAACUGCACAAUCUUUCUACAGGUGGUUGAAUUAAGUGCCAUUUUCUGUUUCUUAUUUUAUAUGCUCAUAAUUCUCUGUAUUGUAGUACAAUUUUUAUGAAUGAGAGCUGUUGGAUUUUUUCGCCAUUUUUUAUAUUUUAAUUCAUAUUUAUUAUAAUAGUUAAAAAUGUGAUCCAGUAAGUUUUGGUCAGCCUUUUUAAUAAACACGACUGUUUAUGAUUUUCAUUGACUAGUUCCAAUUAAUGCUGCAAUAUUUCCGCUCUAAAAUAACGAUUGUUCUUUCUGCUUUGGGAUAGUCUGCCAUCCUUACCUUUAUAUUUUAUUAUGUCAUUUUUUUUUUCUCAUUGAAUGUUUGUUUUUUUAUGGUUCAAGUUAAAAUCUGUAUGCCAAAUGAUAAAGUCAUUACAAAGGAAAAGGGUUUUCUCAAUAUGUAUCAGGAAGCCAUGUUGAAUUGGUGGAAUGCAAGUAGCACACACAGCAUUAGGGACCUGUAUCCAUGUUUAUUUAAAGUAUUUUAUUAGGAAGAUAAAGUACAUAGAGGUCCACUCACUAUACAUAUGUGUUUAGAACUUAAUCUCAGGGCAUUCACAUUAACCUGUACUAUUAGUGUACUAUUAUAAUUAUAUUUUGAUUUAAUUGAGGGGAGGCCCAAAUGCCUUGCUCAUUAGAUCUUUUAAUACAAAAGUUGUCAUGUUCCAAAAUAAUUUUUAUUUUCUUUAGCUUACGUUAAUUUUAUAUUUGGCAAUAUGUCGUUGGAGUGUCAUAGGAUAAUAAUUUUUUUUUUUUUUUAAUAAAUAUUCAUUCUGAUAUAAGAUUCAUUUUAGUUAAUCUUUGACUACUGUUGUGCAUUGUGCCAUAUUUCUGUGUAUACUCCAAAACUGUGCCCAGGCUGUUAGCUGCUCUGAUAUAUUUGUUUGUAUUCUGCUGGUUAAAGGCAUCUCGUCUUUUUUAA